ACCCUUCCACCCACACUCCGGGCCCUGCCUGCCUGCCUUCCUGCCCGGAGACCCGGGACCUCACCAGCAGCCUCUCCUGUGGGUCCUCACAUGUGCAAGCACCGUAACCAGCAUCUGCUUCUGCCAGUAAAAUUCUGGCCGAGCGCCAUCUGUCUUCUCUUCGUUCCCUCUACCAUUGGCACGAGGAGGUGAUGUUACAUCUGUUUGCAGGGACGGGGCGUCCACGGCAGGUCGGAUGUGGUGGCUGGAGGGUGGCUAGACUCACCGGCUGAGCGACUGCCGCCCACGGUCCGAGUCAAAUUCCCACCUUAGGACACUUACUGAGAGCCUCACACAGUCAGUCCACGGAUGCCAAGAACCUACCAGGUUUUCCCUGUGGGGAUUCAGGUGGCCAGAUCUCUGUCCCGGGCAUCCGUGCAAGCGAAUUACGUCCCACUUGAAGGCUUGUUGAGCUCACAAGGAACCCACUGAAGUAGCUCAAGUUAAGGGAGGGCUUAGGAAAAGCGAUUCCUAAAUUCCAGGAGAUUCCAGGCCAGGACGCAAGACGAGGCUAAGGUCCUGGUGGGCUGCACCAGGAGAGCGGGGGGUGGGGCAUCCCCCCUCUUUCCCGACAGCGUGGCUGCACUCACUGUUCCUCCCUGAUCCCCGGGAAGCCGGCAGCAGGCUUGUGGCUUCAGCCUGCCCCGCCCCGGAUCUGCUGGCAGCGUAAAGGGCCCCAUGGCAGGGAUUGAGCCUGGAGGUGGGGAAUCAGACCACUGGGCUCAGAGGCCACUGGGGACCAUGGAAGGACAGUUUCAGCGGAGUGACGCGGCAAGUCUGAUAGCGCAGUGGGGGCGGGGCAUGUGGAGGACCCUUCCAAGGGCGUCGGCGGUGGACGCGGCAUGUGGCUUCCAAGGCAGCCACGUAUGUGCAGGCAAACUCCAAAGCCCUGGACGCUGGCCUCACGGACCUUGUGAUCUAGUGGGUUUAGCAGACGAUAGUCCCGUGUGGCCUAACUUUAAAGCCGUAGUGGCGUGAACUUCAACCGUCUUCCCUGCCCCUCCACUCAACCAGCUGCCUCUUUGAGGAGAACCCUCAUUCUUGGCUGGAUGUCCGACCUUGAACCUGACCUCCUGUAUCGGGUUUAACCCCUGCCCAGUAAGGAGGGCUUGCCCCGUGGCUUGGGGGUCAAGGAGAAGACCCACUCUGCAGAUGUGCUCACUGAGGCCAGCAGAGCCUGCCUCCCCCACAAGGCUGCUCGUCCUGCUAGAAGCGGCCAGUAGCCUGGAAGGCGCCUUCAUCCGCAGCAUCACUUCAGUCGAGCUGCAGACGAGCCCCGCCUCUGCUCCCGAGACCCCCGCCCAGAGACUGACCAAGCGCCUUGUGCCCCCGGCCCUGCCCCCAGCCUGCCACCCCGCCGCUGGCAUCCACUGUAUUGGGAUUCUCAGGAGGGACAGCUGGUUUGUGUUACAUGCCUGCUGCCUCCUGUCCCCUGCCUAUCUGUCCUGGUUUUAAAUAGCUUAUCUGAGCAGCUGGACGACCACAUGGGCUUAUAUGGCCUGGGGUGCCUGUUCCCUCAGCCCUGUCCCCGGCACCUGCCAAAGUAACAGCCAGCAGCCCCGCUCCCCCUGCCCCCGCCGCCCCCCCAGGGUGUCUCCUGCCGCACAUUCCUCCACCGCGGGGCUUGGCUCCCGGCCGACCGCGUGUCUGCUUAAAGCCCUCUCCAUCCCCUGCCCUCGUCCAGACCCUGCGAGGCUGCGGACACCGCAGGACCGGUCUUCGGCAGCUCCUGCUCUGGCGGAGACCAUGUCGGACGCGGAGGAGGCGGUGGACAAGUCCGAGGGGGAGCAGGAAGAACAGGAGGAGGAAGUGGAAGAAGAGGCUGGAGGCGGGACUGACGUGGAGGAGACCAACACAGAAGAAGGUGGAGAAGACGAAGAUAAAGAGGCUGAAGAUGGCCCAGUGGAGGAGUCCAAGCCCAAGCCCAGGCCGUUCAUGCCCAACCUGGUGCCGCCCAAGAUCCCCGACGGUGAGAGAGUGGACUUUGACGACAUCCACCGGAAGCGCAUGGAGAAGGACCUGAACGAGCUGCAGACGCUGAUUGAGGCGCAUUUCGAGAACCGCAAGAAAGAGGAACAGGAGCUGAUCUCCCUCAAAGACAGGAUCGAGGAACGGCGAGCAGAACGGGCGGAGCAGCAGCGGAUCCGGGCGCAGCGAGACAGAGAGCGGCAGAGCCGCCUGGCCGAGGAGAGGGCCCGCCGGGAGGAGGAGGAGAGCCGGAGGAAAGCUGAGGAUGAGGCCCGGAAGAAGAAGGCUCUGUCUAACAUGAUGCAUUUUGGAGGCUACAUCCAGAAGACGGAGCGUAAAACUGGGAAGAGGCAGACGGAGCGGGAGAAGAAGAAGAAGAUUCUGGCCGAGAGGAGGAAAGUGUUGGCCAUCGAUCACCUGAACGAAGACCAGCUGAGGGAGAAGGCCAAGGAGCUGCGGCAGACCAUCUACGACCUGGAAGCGGAGAAGUUCGACCUGCAGGAGAAGUUCAAGCAGCAGAAAUACGAGAUCAACGUUCUCCGCAACAGGAUCAAUGACAACCAGAAAGUCUCCAAGACCCGCGGGAAGGCCAAAGUCACCGGGCGCUGGAAGUAGAGCCGCAGCUGCCUUCUCCCGGGAUCUGCGCCUCGCGGUGUCCCCGCCCUGCACACCCCCGGCUCCUGGAGUCCUCCAGCACCGGAGGCCCGCUCCCGCCACAGACCAGGAGCUGGCCCAGCCGGAAGCCGCACUCGUGCCCGACCACGCCCCCGCGCCCCACGCCCACCCUAGCCA
This is a messenger RNA of Orcinus orca (killer whale), 2799 nucleotides long. RefSeq names its product troponin T2, cardiac type (gene TNNT2). Lineage: Eukaryota; Metazoa; Chordata; Mammalia; Artiodactyla; Delphinidae. Gene Ontology annotation, biological process: sarcomere organization; regulation of muscle contraction; cardiac muscle contraction. Gene Ontology annotation, cellular component: troponin complex. Bases 1534 to 2622 code for a protein of 362 amino acids. The transcript has 14 exons. The record is from RefSeq and is a predicted model, not a curated record. Gene Ontology annotation, molecular function: troponin C binding; tropomyosin binding; troponin I binding.